Molecule: messenger RNA, 663 nt
Organism: Suillus bovinus
Lineage: Eukaryota; Fungi; Basidiomycota; Agaricomycetes; Boletales; Suillaceae
Exons: 2
Source: RefSeq, a predicted model, not a curated record
AUCUUUCUUAUUGGAGUCAGCGACUAUAAAGCCAUCCCACUCAAGGACCUUUACUCAAGCUCGCUCAUCCCCUCCCUUCAUAAAGACCUCCACGUCAAAAUUGCAAUGACACUCGAUUGCGAAGUAGGCACAGAGGUGGACGAGAAUGACGAACAGCAUGGAGAUCGUCUUGAAGACAGCAUGGACCAUUUGGACGGCCAAGGUUCUGAAGCACAACCUGGAGUGAGCAACGACACUGGUGGUGACGGUGACCUUGGAGAGGGAGGACACGUGAUGGACACCCGAGAGGAAGAUCAAUUUCGCGAGAAUCAUGAUGAAGAAGCCGGCCAGCAAGAACCCGACGAGGAUUAUGACGACGACGACAGUGGCUCUGGAUUUAGCAAAAGAAAAAACGGUAAGGGUCCCAAAUUCACCUCGGCAAAGUUCUGGAAUUUUGUGGAUUGCUUGCUUGAAGCUAUUCGCAAAGCUGCGAGAGAAGAGGCAGGACCAGAGUAUACGAAGUCAGCCCGCGGAACAUAUGAAAAUGCGGUGCGCAACCUGCUCGUUGAAUUUUUUCAGAUGGACCUCGUUGAGUUUCCAGGGAGCAUGGUCGUUCCUAAACUCCUGAAAACAACUAGCCCUCAGUGGCAGACGACCAUCCAGGACUCAUUGCUUUGGGGCUGA